Coregonus sp. 'balchen' is the source of this 2729-nucleotide messenger RNA. The record is from the annotation of a GenBank genome assembly. NCBI's taxonomy places the organism in Eukaryota, Metazoa, Chordata, Actinopteri, Salmoniformes, Salmonidae.
CUGAUCGUCAUUUCAACUCCAGUCAUCAUCAGACGCUUUUCAGCGCCCGUGGGCACGGCUGGCUGAAAGACACACCACACAUGCGCCAGUCCUUGCCGGAGCAUAGGCUACAAAGGACCCGAAUACCCCGUGGUCCCAAAUCACCAUCUGUUAGAGCGCAUUCUGCCAUUUCUUCUGCGGAGAAACGGUUUGAAAACUAUUCGGAACUUCCAUGAUGCUUGGAGCAGUUAAAAUGGAAGGACACGAACACACAGACUGGAGCACCUACUACGGAGAGCCCGAGGUGGGUACCUUAAAUAUAUUUUUUCGUCAGCAGCCGAUCCCAUUUUAAACAACUCAAUAUUAGCCCAGAGAUAAUAUUAACUUUGUGAUCAAAUAUUGACUUGAGGCGCCUCCAAAUCCUGCCCCAUCUCUACGCACGGCACUAUCCUAACAAAGGUGUUCUUGACAUGUAGGGGAAACUUUUUACUCAGAUUGUAAUUGCAUAUGUCUACAUUUAUCUUUACAAAAUUAUACACCGUUUUUUCAUGUUACCCAUUGAGCAAACAUUUGUGUUAGCCUGUUUGAUUGGUGAACGAUUGAUUCAAAUAUUUGUGUUGCAGGUACUUUUAGCCUAAUAUUGUCCACAUAUAGCUUAUGCUUAUUACACACUAAAACAAUUUGAUUGAGUUUCUAUUUUGAAGAUGAUUAGCUAAGGUAAGACAUGGCGACAACUCGUUUUCGUUUUUACCAGCUUGAUGUAGGCUAGACAUUACAAUUGGUCACAUCAUCGAGUGAAAUUAUAUUACUGUCAAGAAAUGUUCUUUACCAAAUUUAGCCUUGGAUUUCAACAGAGCACGAAUCUGCACUGGGAUUGCUUGCUUUCACACCAAUUUAUUAUCAUACCGUUUUAAUGAUAGGCCUAAUGAUGAUCAUAUUAUUGUUGAUUGUUAUUAUUAUUGCUGAUAUUAGGCUACUGUUAUUAUGUUAGUAUCAUAGCUAUAUUAAGUAUACUACAAAUCAAUAGGCUGUAGUGUCAACCCUUCCUAAAAACUCAAUACAUAACAGGCUAACAAUCUUUGUUUUCCGUCUUGUUUUCAAGUGUUACACCUCGGUUGGCAACAUGAACACAGGCCUGGGCAUGAACUCAAUGAACACCUACAUGAGCAUGUCGGGCAUGAGCACCACGGCCAACAUGACAGCCAACUCCAUGAACAUGUCGUACGUCAACACAGCUAUGAGCCCCCCCAUGACCGGCAUGUCACCGGGCACCGGAGCCAUGAACGGCAUGGGCACGGGCAUGACAGCCAUGAGCGCCGCGCUCAGCCCCAGCAUGAGCCCCAUGACAGCGCAGCCUCAGUCCAUGAACUCCCUAACCUCCCCCUACGCCAACAUGAACGCAAUGAGCCCCAUGUAUGGACAGUCCAGCAUCAACAGAUCUAGGGAUCCCAAGACAUACCGGAGGAGCUACACUCAUGCCAAGCCCCCAUACUCUUACAUUUCCCUCAUCACUAUGGCUAUCCAACAGUCCCCCAGCAAGAUGCUGACGCUGGCUGAGAUCUAUCAGUGGAUCAUGGACCUUUUCCCGUUCUACCGACAGAACCAGCAACGCUGGCAGAACUCAAUUCGCCACUCUCUAUCGUUCAAUGAUUGUUUCCUCAAAGUGCCUCGAUCCCCAGAUAAGCCCGGUAAGGGCUCGUUUUGGACCCUCCACCCGGAUUCGGGAAACAUGUUCGAGAACGGCUGCUAUCUGAGGAGGCAGAAACGGUUUAAGUGUGCCGGCCAAAAGAAGAUGUGCAAGGAGUCGGGCCGGAAGACAUCAGAAGGCGGCUCCAACAGCAGCUCGGAGAGUUGCAACGGCAACGAGUCCCCCCAUUCCAACCUGUCCCCCAACGACCACAAAAGGUCUCUGUCAGACAUGAAGUCGACCCAGGCUCUGAGUCCGGAGCACGCCACCUCACCGGUGUCCCAUUCCCAGGCACAUGGGCACCUCAUGUCCCAGCAUCACUCGGUCCUCGCACAGGAAGCACACCUGAAACCCGAGCAUCACUACUCGUUCAACCACCCCUUCUCCAUAAACAACCUCAUGUCCUCGGAGCAACAGCAUCAUAAAAUGGAUCUAAAGACUUACGAGCAGGUGAUGCACUAUUCCGGCUACGGUUCCCCCAUGGCCGGGGCGCUAUCCAUGGGUUCAAUGGGCAAAGCGGGCUUAGAUUCCUCGUCAAUGCCCGCUGAUGCAUCUUACUAUCAUGGUGUCUACUCCAGGCCUAUUAUGAACUCUUCAUAAACUUUGACCCCAAACCUCAAACAGACCUUUUUCAGCAUUUUGUACAUUUGUAAAAUUAUAGUUUGUGCAAAUUAUGUAGGCCUAUUCCAGAUAUUUUUGACGUUUCCCACUGAUUUAGUUGUCAAGUUGGUUUAGUAAUUAUUUUGUAAAGGGAUGUUAAUAAUAAUGUGACUAAAUUUGUUUAAAAGGCUGCUUUGAGAAUGGACCAAAAGACAAUUAGCCUACUGUAAAAUACAUCUGUAUACCGGGAAUCUUAAAUGAAUUUAAAUGCAUUGUGGAAGACUGAAGUUCUUCAAUAAUUUGUGUAAUUCUUAUUUAUGACUUGUAAAUGUGUAUUCUUGUAGUUGACAACAAGAACAGAAUCUAUAUUAAAGUGUUAUUUGGAUUUUUUUCUGAACACAAUGGUGUAUUUAAAAAAUAUAUGUAUAGCCUACAACAGGCCUUCUACCCAGCAAUACAAUUA